AAGUACAUAUGAAGUAACCACACAACCACGUCCUGAUUGCGGUAGUUUGUGAUCCGUCCGGUCAUAUAUGGUCACAUGCAUAAUCGUGCAUGUGUGUGGUAUCAUCCAAAACUGUUCCAUUAAACAUUAUUCGAUAUUACAAACAUAUUAAUCUGCUGUCUUGUUUCCAAUGUUUAAUCGGACAAUAUCUUCGGAGAAGUAUAACUGUGCGCGUAGUCUAAUUGAAGUUAUGUAGUUUUUGUGUCAGUGUCGGUUCCGCGGAAAUAUGGUUAUAUUUAGUAUAUGACGACCAGUGUUGUGGAGCACGGAACACUGCCACUCCUCUGCCGCAGUAUUUACACAUCUUUCUUACUUCAUUUGAUAAAUCCAAAAAAAUGGAAGAUAUUUUUCAAUGGUGUCGUGAAGGGAAUGCCAUGCAAGUGCGUGUUUGGCUGGAUGAUACUGAACAUGACAUGAAUCAGGGCGACGAUCAUGGAUUUAGUCCACUUCACUGGUGCUGUAAAGAGGGACAUCUAAAAUUGGCAGAAUUACUAGUUAGUAGAGGAGCACGAAUAAAUGCUACCAAUAGAGGAGACGAUACUCCUCUUCAUCUGGCUUCCGCUCAUGGACACAAGGAGAUAGUUCAGCUGUUGCUCAGAAAUCGAGCAGACGUUAAUGUAACAAAUGAACAUGGGAACACUGCCCUUCAUUAUGCAUGUUUCUGGGGUGAUCAAGCUGUUGCCGAAGAGUUGGUGGCAGCAGGUGCUCGUGUAUCUAUCGCAAAUAAAGAUGGGGAUACUCCGUUGGAUAAGGCAAGAGGUCUACUUGCUAAAAGAUUACAUGAUCUGGCUGUAGAAUAUGGACAGGACUUGAAAAAGAUUCAAUUCAAGGAUCAAAGUUGGCUGGGCUUGAAAACCAGAAGCCGAGAUGCAACAUUGUCAAGGCAUAAAGGGAUUAACAUGGCAGAUUUGUUGUUGCACACUCUUUUGGCAACUACACCAAGUGGCGAGACUUGGCGAGGACGUUGGCAAAAUAAUGACAUAGUAGCGAAGAUCUUGACCAUACGUGAAUGUACAUCGAGGAUCUCCAGAGAUUUCAACGAAGAAUUUCCAAAGUUAAGAAUCUUCUCCCAUCCGAAUGUUCUACCCGUUCUUGGCUGUGUUAAUCAACCACCGCAAUUAGCAACCGUCUCGCAGUACAUGGCGCGUGGUAGUUUGCACAGAUUGUUACACGGGGGUACAGGUGUAGUCGUCGACACGGCACGAGCAUUGAGACUUGCUCUCGAUGUUGCUAGAGCUAUGGCAUUUCUUCACGGACUUGAGAGGCAGAACAGAUGCAGAUUUCAUUUGAACAGUAAACAUAUCAUGAUUGACGAAGAUUUGACGGCUCGUGUAAAUAUGGCUGAUUCGAAGUUCUCAUUCCAAGAGGUUGGUCGCAUUUAUGAACCAGCGUGGAUGUCACCGGAAGCAUUGAGUAAGCGUGCGGCAGAUAUAAAUCUGGAGGCCAGCGACAUGUGGAGUUUUGCCGUUCUAUUGUGGGAACUUGCAACUAGAGAAGUUCCGUUCGCUGAUCUUUCUCCGAUGGAAUGCGGCAUGAAAAUUGCUCUCGAAGAAUUGCGCGUCAGUAUACCACCGGGAAUCUCGCCUCACCUUGCUAAACUGAUUAGGAUCUGUAUGAACGAAGACCCGGGGAAACGUCCAUCAUUCGAUAUGGUUGUUCCGAUACUCGAUAAGAUGAAACGUUAGUUAUUAAUGCAACAUCUUUUCUCUCGUUUUAAUUGAAGCAUGAUCAGCAAAAAAAUAUGUCAUUCCUAAACAAACGUAAUGAACUCUUAAUUAGACGACGACUACCAAACUGCUAUAAACGUUCAACACAGUGCCUGUACUAAAAUAACAGAAUUAUAUUUUUUAUACAAUGGUUUAUGAAGAUAACGAUGUGACUUGAUAUUGUAUUUAUAUACACUGUUAUGUAAUAUUUAUAAUGUACAUGUAUCUAUAUUGACUAUAUUCACGUUUUUUUUUUUUAAAAGAGUAGUAACUUUGUUUUCGUGGACGUGAUGCAGUUAGUAUUUCUCAAUUGCCGAAUUUGUCAUUUUAAUGAUAAAUAAUAAUAAAUCUGGACUCAUUUUAAAACUCGAA
Molecule: messenger RNA, 2117 nt
Organism: Megalopta genalis
Lineage: Eukaryota; Metazoa; Arthropoda; Insecta; Hymenoptera; Halictidae
Gene: Ilk
Product: integrin linked kinase
Biological process (GO): protein phosphorylation; substrate adhesion-dependent cell spreading; cell-matrix adhesion
Cellular component (GO): stress fiber; focal adhesion
Molecular function (GO): ATP binding; protein serine/threonine kinase activity; protein binding
Source: RefSeq, a predicted model, not a curated record